Molecule: messenger RNA, 1458 nt
Organism: Sinocyclocheilus rhinocerous
Lineage: Eukaryota; Metazoa; Chordata; Actinopteri; Cypriniformes; Cyprinidae
Product: sperm-associated antigen 7 homolog
Exons: 8
Coding region: 50-730 (226 amino acids)
Molecular function (GO): nucleic acid binding
Source: RefSeq, a predicted model, not a curated record
UACCCAUAAUGCCAAGCGAGCUUCCGGUGAAAAAUUAGACAGUCCAAAGAUGGCGGACCUCCUGGGCUCGAUCUUGAGCUCGAUGGAAAAGCCUCCAACCGUUCACGACCAAGAAAGCCGACGGAAAGCUAGAGAACAAGCAGCCAGACUGAAGAAGAUCGAGGAGGAUGAGAAGAGAAAGAAAGCAGAGUUUAGGAAAAAGAUGGAGAAGACGGUGUCAGACUUCAUUCAGGACAGCAAUCUGCAGAAGAGGAGAUAUGAGCCCAUGGGCAAGAUCGAGAGAAGCAUCUUGCAUGAUGUGGCCGAGGUGGCUGGACUCGCGUCCUUUUCCUUCGGUGAAGAUGAAGAGAGCAGAUACGUCAUGCUGUUUAAAAAGGAGUUUGCACCCUCGGAUGAGGAACUGGAGGCUUAUCGGAAAGGUGAGGAGUGGGACCCGCGGAAAGCUGAGGAGAGACGACGGCGAAAGGAACGGGCUGCACUGGAGAUGGAAGAGGCCAGUCGCUCUCAGAAGAGGCCUGCGUCGCCUAAUUCAAACUACAGAGACAAAUACAGCCAUCUGAUUGGAACAUCUGCUGCUAAAGACGCCGCCCACACGCUUCAAGCCAACCAAUCGUAUGGCUGCGUCCCUGUGGCCAAUAAGAGAGACACUCGCUCCAUCGAGGAAGCCAUGAACGAGAUCAGAGCCAAGAAACGGCAGAAGAAAGGCGCUGGCAGCGGCAGCAGUGUGUGAAAGCAGUUGUUAUGAUUGAAUCCUAUAACAAGGUUUUACAUGAACAGCAGGGUUUAUGAAGGCAGUGCAGAACUGCUGCAGUAUGUUCAUGUGUUUUUAGAAUAAACCGAAACAUGUGGUGUUUAAUGUUGCAAAGUCCUUUGUAUUUUGGCAUGAUGAUCUUCUAACAGCUCUUUUUAAAGUUAAGCCACGAUUAGUUUUCGUUUGCAUUUCCAUAUUUCAUAUUUAUUGCCUUGACAUAACUGGUAUGCAUGACUCCAUGUUCAUUUUACGUCAUGAAACCGUAUGUCCUUAAACUAGUAGUUGUUUCUUGUUACCGUUUAUUUGCUCUGUUUUAAAUACAUUUGGUUGAGGACAAUUUUUCUGUGCUGCUUGUCCUUUUAUGUACAGGUGUUGUAUUGUGUGCAGUUUGUUUUUGAGUUCUAAUAAGCAUUAUGUAUAUCAUCUUACCUACAUAUUUUGUCCAUUUACACUGGCUAGUCUUCAUUCUGGGUCGUGAAGCAUUGUGUUUGUGCAUUGAAGCAUUGUUUAUAUGGACUAGAUGAAUCAAACAUGAUGUUAGAUGGUGUUUUAGCCUAUUAUAGUGACAGAAACAUCAACAAUUGUUUUGAAAUAAAGAUUCAGAAUCAGUUGUGCUGAAAGCAAACCAUAUUUACAGUCUCUUUAGUGAUUGAUGCAGUUCUUUACCCUCAUUUGACUUGUUUCACAGGACUUUUGGAAGACAAAUU